This is a messenger RNA of Stomoxys calcitrans (stable fly), 1049 nucleotides long. Its product is annotated as splicing factor C9orf78. Gene Ontology annotation, biological process: mRNA splicing, via spliceosome. The record is from RefSeq and is a predicted model, not a curated record. The transcript is spliced from 3 exons. Lineage: Eukaryota; Metazoa; Arthropoda; Insecta; Diptera; Muscidae. Gene Ontology annotation, cellular component: spliceosomal complex. Bases 102 to 1010 code for a protein of 302 amino acids.
AUACUCCUAAUGUUUACAAAACAAAACAAAAAUAUUUGCAAAUAGAAAUUGGUCUAAAGAAGAUAUUUUUAAACAAAAAUAGAGAAUUCAUCUCAAAAACAAUGCUAGAAAAUGAAGAAGUUAAACCAGAAAAUGAGGAGAAAAUUGUUUUCAAAAAGAAAUCACGGAAAAAUUUAAGGCAAAGACGGAACUCGGAUGAUAAUGAACCCUCUGAAGAGCCACUCUCAUUGGCCGAAAUCAAAGAAAGACAAAAACUACGCGAAAGGCCCCAUGGCGUAAGUGUAGUUGGCCUUGCAUUGGGCAAGAAAUUAGCUCCCGAAGAGGAAAUCACCAUUAAAGACCCUUUUAACGUGAAAACUGGUGGUCUGGUUAACAUGCAUGCCCUAAAAUCGGGUAGUAUGAAAGAAGCCGAAGAUGAUGCCUAUGAUGUGGGAAUUGGUACCAAAUUCUCAGCUGAAACCAAUAAACGUGACGAAGACGAGGAAAUGAUGAAGUACAUAGAGCAGGAAUUGCAAAAGCGCAAAGGUCUGUCACAGCAGCAAACAGCAGAAAACGAAACAAUCGCAGACGCACAAAAAUAUCUAACCCCUGAGGAAGCUGCACUCUAUGCGUUGCCUGAUCACUUGAGACAAUCCUCAUCACAUCGUUCGGAGGAGAUGUUGUCCAAUCAAAUGUUAAAUGGCAUACCUGAAGUAGAUUUGGGCAUCGAGGCAAAAAUCAAAAACAUCGAAGCGACCGAAGAGGCCAAACAAAAGUUACUGCAGAAUCAGAAAAACAAAAAGGAUGGACCCUCGCAAUUUGUACCCACCAACAUGGCUGUCAACUUUAUGCAGCAUAAUCGAUUUAAUAUUGAGGAAAACAAUGACCACCAAAAACGACGUUACAAUCAGUGGAAAACUGGUGACGAUCCAAAUGCAAAUCCCAAUAAUCAGGUUGGGGCCAACGGUGUUAAACGCGCCACAGACAACUACCAUUAUGAUAAAUUUAAGAAACAAUUUAAACGUUACUAAUUUUAGAAACAAAUAAUAAAUGAUAAAUUUAAGAAACAA